AUGGAUCACUCUGGCCACGACCACAGCACCCACAUGGACCACUCCGGCCACGGCGACAUGCACUCGGGUCAUCCUGGGAUGGGCGAAGGAGCGCCGAGGUGUAGCAUGAACAUGCUCUUCACCUGGAAUACGGAGAACCUCUGCAUCGUCUUCCGCCAAUGGCACAUCCACUCGACCUUCAGUCUCGUAGUCUCCCUUCUCGCCAUCGUCGCGUUGGCGGCCGGAUACGAGGCACUUCGCGAGGGCAUUAGACAGUAUGAGGCAUGGACUAAUAAGAGGGUGGAGACUACGCCUCACCCUCGAGAACAGUAUCGCGAUGAUGAUGACGUUGAACCACAACUUGAGGAUGAAGAACGUCUUGCUGAGACUACCAUGCCGUGGUUACUAGGGCAAAAUGUGGCUGCAGUCACCAAGCGGGCCCACGCCAUCAAGUCGGUCUUGUAUGGGAUCCAGAACUUUUAUGCGUUCAUGAUCAUGCUCAUCUUCAUGACGUACAACGGCUGGGUCAUGCUGGCUUGCUCUUUGGGAGCUGCGUUGGGAUACUUCGUUUUUGGGUCCCGUACUACUGCUACCAAGGAAACUGCUUGCCAUUAG
This is a messenger RNA of Neurospora hispaniola, 594 nucleotides long. RefSeq names its product Ctr copper transporter family-domain-containing protein. The record is from RefSeq and is a predicted model, not a curated record. Gene Ontology annotation, molecular function: copper ion transmembrane transporter activity. The transcript has 3 exons. Gene Ontology annotation, cellular component: plasma membrane. Lineage: Eukaryota; Fungi; Ascomycota; Sordariomycetes; Sordariales; Sordariaceae. Gene Ontology annotation, biological process: copper ion transmembrane transport. Bases 1 to 594 code for a protein of 197 amino acids.